Lotus japonicus is the source of this 1467-nucleotide messenger RNA. RefSeq lists its product as uncharacterized. Gene Ontology annotation, cellular component: BLOC-1 complex; BORC complex; synaptic vesicle. Gene Ontology annotation, molecular function: SNARE binding. Gene Ontology annotation, biological process: lysosome localization; intracellular protein transport; endosome to lysosome transport. The coding region runs from base 94 to 552 and encodes 152 amino acids. The transcript has 3 exons. Lineage: Eukaryota; Viridiplantae; Streptophyta; Magnoliopsida; Fabales; Fabaceae. The record is from RefSeq and is a predicted model, not a curated record.
AACAAAAACGGCGUGUGUAACUUUCACUUGCGUGCCCUCCCAGUACACUUCUCGGGCACGUGGAAGAAACCACCCGAACCGAAUCGAACGACAAUGGAAGCAGACUCAGCCACUCCCUCCGUUCCACCGGAGGAAAGCCACAUCGCCGUCGUUCAAACCGAACCUUCGAGUUCCAACUCCGGCGAGAACGCCUCCGACGCCGACACCGCCGGUGACCACCUCGCGAAGAGCGCCGACGUAUUAGCGAAAGGAUUGUCCUCGAUGCUCUCCACUAUCAUCAGCGACUUCGAUUCCAGAGCUCAACACACUCUCAACAGCCAGCACCACCUCUCUUCCUCCAUUGAUCGUCUCACUGGAGAACUUGAUCAGUUACUUGAAGAUGCACCUUUGCCAUUCAUAAUGCAGCAUGCUGCCAAGAUUUCUAGUGUCAGGAAAAGAGUUUCAUCGCUAAAUUCAGUUUUAAAAUCCAUACAAGGGCGGAUUGAUAAUAUAGACCGCAUGCUGUCUCUUGGCACCACCCAUGAGAAAACGACGACUGAAGGUUCUCGGUGAAUUGUCAUGAGCUUAGUCAUGUGUAGAUACAUGGUGUAUAAAUCACGGUCAGACCAAAAUCAAGGUGAACAGCCCACUAAAUCUAAGGAAAGUUGUUUUUGUCCACCGUGAUUUUGCGUCACUGCAUCCGAACAUGCACUUAAUCAACUUCCAUUCUUUCCAUGUGUACUAUUCAAAGCACCCUUAAAUUGAGUCCUUGUUAGGCAUAUACUUAGUGCAUGUUUGUAAACUUGUUUAAAAACUAUGGUGAAGCCAAAAUCACGGUAGGCAAGAGUAGAAGUUAAAGGAAGUUGCUUCUAUUCACUAUGUUUAAAGUCUCACCGUGGUUUUGAACGAGUUUCCAAACAUUCAAUUAGAUAGAUGGUGUUAGAUAAGGACUUCAAAAUUGGUAUCUUGUUAAGGCUGCAUUUAACUUACUCUUGAUUACAGCUCACAUUGCUUUUUAAGGCUUUGUUUGGGAAUUUUUGAAUGAGGGAAGGGGAAGACUUGAGGGGAAGGGAAGGGAAGAGAAGGGGAGGGGAACUGUGAAGGGACGGUAAGCCCUUCCUUUGUUUGAAAGUUCAAAAAAUUUCAAAAACCUCCAAUUUAGGGGAACGUCACAAAACAACUGAAAGAGUGUCUUGCGGAGAUUUUAGAGGGUUUUAAAAAAUUCCCCAAAGUUUUCCCCCUUAAAAAAAUUCUCAAACAAUGGGAGAGCUUCUCAUGAGUCUUCUAUUCUCCUUCCCUCCCCUUCAAAACUUACUUGCAAACAAAGCCUAAACCUAGGAAAAGAUAUCUUAUUAAGAAAUCAAUUGUAAAUUUUAAAACAUGUUUAGAAUGAUAGAAUUUGAGUAAAGUAAUUGUGAAUUCUGUAACUUUUGACUGUAUCUACUAGUGAUUUUAUUUCAAAUUUAUUCUUUAAAUACAUUAUACAUA